GAAGUUGUUCAGUGAAAUCGAAGCAACCUUCAUUGAUCAUGACAAUUCAACUUGGCUUUCUAGUUUGGUUAUUACUGUGCGGCUGUAUCAAAAGACCGCUUCUUCAGUUCCUCCAAAUUGUCCUGGUGCACGCUAUAUGGCGCGUUCCCAGUCGCAAAUGAUUCGGGCCGCCGCGGUCGUGGACGACCCCAAUCUGGUGGCCUCGCUGCCGUAUCUUAACUUCCUUCGCUUCCUGAAGCGGAACUUCUUCCGUAACACUGACUUGCGCCGCUUGCUUCAGGUGGGCCUCGUCCGUUGGAGCGCACUCAGCGAUGCCAAGAAGAGGCUAUUUGAGCCAGAAGUAAGGUAUUAUCCACACCACACCGUUGACUUAUGCUGCAUCCCCUUUCCCAGCGAAUCUUGGCCCGUGUGGCGCGCAGGAAGAGAAAUAGGCGACGCCGCCGAUUGCUUCGCCGUUCUCGGCAUGGCCAGAAAGGACGUGGUCCAGUGCGACGGCCCAUCUACGACAAGCGUCCUCCACCGAAAUGCGGAAGAUCCAAGCGGUCAGCAAGGAAAACAGUGUAAAAUCAGACUUCAAUAAGAUAUAUUUCGGAUUGUUAGAAGGCAGCAAUGAAACUAUAUAUUUAUUUUUAUACAAAA
Molecule: messenger RNA, 639 nt
Organism: Drosophila erecta
Lineage: Eukaryota; Metazoa; Arthropoda; Insecta; Diptera; Drosophilidae
Exons: 2
Coding region: 137-580 (147 amino acids)
Source: RefSeq, a predicted model, not a curated record